AUGUGGAACCGGGAUUUGUAUUCGGUAUCGUCUCGAACCGAUCCAUCAUCACCUAGAGGAGGAGGAAUAAAUCAUCUUCCGCAUCGCACUUUCAUUUCCUCUCGGCGCCUCCUCUUACCCAGAAAAUCGUCGUCUCCAUCUAUUACUCUUAGGAUCAGUAGUUUGAAGCUUAAAAGUAGUUCAAUGGAUGCUGAUUACAAGAGAUUCUUGUCUACGCUUCGAUCUCGAUCUGAGGUUUUAAUGGGCUUUGAAGAAAUAGAUGGUGAUGAUGAUUUCCUGGAGGAGUUUGCCUGCCCGUUCUGCGCAGAAUCGUAUGAUAUCAUCGGCUUGUGCUGUCACAUAGAUGAUGAACAUAAUCUAGAAUCAAAGAACGCGGUAUGUCCUGUUUGUUCUCUAGUAGUGGGUGUUGAUAUCGUAACGCACAUUACACUUCACCAUGGGACUUUAUUCAAGAUAUCCUUUUUUUAUUUAAUAAUCCGAAAGAGGAAAUCAUCACGGAAAAUUGGUUCAAGCUCAACACUUUCUCUUCUCCGGAGAGAGCUAAGAGAAGGAGAUCUACAAAGGUUGUUAGGGAUUUCCUCUUCUCGUAAUGCUUCUACUGCAUCUAAUGAUCCUCUUCUUUCCUCAUUUAUCUCACCUACACUAUCACAUUUAUCUCCGACCAAUAAAGUACCCGAGGAGAAAAAGUUAGAGCGCAAGAGACAAGUGUGUAUCCCACCUGUCUCAUUUAAGGAUCAGGAAGAGACGAGGAAUAGAUCAGAGUUUGUUCGGAGGCUCUUGUCAUCAGCUAUUUUCUCUGAGGUUUUGAGAGAGAGAAAAAACAGUGGUUGGGGUGAGAAGAAGACGGGAGAAGAGACGCAGCAGCUGUGA
Molecule: messenger RNA, 870 nt
Organism: Eruca vesicaria subsp. sativa (arugula)
Lineage: Eukaryota; Viridiplantae; Streptophyta; Magnoliopsida; Brassicales; Brassicaceae
Source: the annotation of a GenBank genome assembly